AUGCUGGAAGUUUCCAAACUGCUGCUUUAUUUUGCCACAACCACCACCAUCCCCAAAAUGCUGGCGAUGUUUCUGGCCAACGCUAAAACCAUCUCAUUUUGUGGCUGUUUCCUGCAGAUGUACGGUUUUCACGGGUUGACGGUAACCGAAGCACUUCUCCUGGUGGUCAUGGCUUACGAUCACUACGAAGCCAUCUGCAACCCCCUCCGUUACCCAGCCAAGGUGACAAGAAGAGUGAACAUCCUGCUGGUGGCAAGCGCCUGGAUCACCGCGCUGCUAAUACCCGCACCCGUCAUCGCGCAGACAUCUCGGCUGGUUUACAGGGACAUGACCAGGGUCAACCACUGCUUUCGUGACCACCUGGCAGUGGUAUAAGCCACGUGCUCUGAUUUCAGCGCCGAUUUCCAGACCUUCUUGGCGUUCUCCAUCGCUAUGACAGUGUCGGUCAUUCCUCUGGUGCUCGUCACUCUCUUGUACAUCCGCACCAUCCUCUCCGUACUAAAGAUCAACUCCAAAGAAGGAUGGGUGAAAGCUUUUUCAACGUGUACUUCCCAUCUGCUUGUGGUGGGCACUUCCUGCUCCGCCAUCACUGUGGCGUGUGUGUCCUACAGAGUGGACAUCCCCAUCCAUGUCCAUGUCAUGAGCAACGUUGUCUUCUCUAUUUUGACCCCCUCAUUAGAUCCCAUCAUUUACACUUUAUGGAACAAGGAAGUAAAAACUGCAGUUAAAAACUCCAUUUUUCUGAAAUUUUAUUUAUUUGGGUAA
Pterocles gutturalis (yellow-throated sandgrouse) is the source of this 765-nucleotide messenger RNA. RefSeq names its product olfactory receptor 2AT4. The transcript has a single exon. Gene Ontology annotation, biological process: G protein-coupled receptor signaling pathway. The record is from RefSeq and is a predicted model, not a curated record. Lineage: Eukaryota; Metazoa; Chordata; Aves; Pterocliformes; Pteroclidae. Gene Ontology annotation, cellular component: membrane. Gene Ontology annotation, molecular function: G protein-coupled receptor activity; olfactory receptor activity.